Molecule: messenger RNA, 1482 nt
Organism: Cladophialophora bantiana CBS 173.52
Lineage: Eukaryota; Fungi; Ascomycota; Eurotiomycetes; Chaetothyriales; Herpotrichiellaceae
Exons: 6
Coding region: 1-1482 (493 amino acids)
Biological process (GO): transmembrane transport
Cellular component (GO): membrane
Molecular function (GO): transmembrane transporter activity
Source: RefSeq, a predicted model, not a curated record
AUGGCUGCCUCAAGCUUGUACUCCCAAUCAAAAGAGUCAAAGGAAGGAGACGUCGGCCUUGGGCCUCAGCAAACUAUCGUGGAGUUUCCGGCUGGAUCAGCAGCAGAGAGUGACAGGGAGGCUUUUCUCUCCUCAUUCACGGCCGAGGAGGACCGCAAGGUCAUGCGCAAGGUGGACAGACGAUUCCUCCUCCUCAUCGGACUCAUGUACAUGCUCAAGAAUGUCGAUUACACCAAUGCCGCGACCGUCAAAGUCCUCCAAGUCGGGGAACCACGCAAUGUCCUAAAGGAGCUAAAUAUGACAGCGGAUGAAUAUAACUGGGUCCAGUCCAUUUAUUUUAUCAGCUACAUCGUCUUCGAAGUCCCCAGCAAUCUGCUGCUGAAGAAAAUGACGCCUCGAAAGUGGCAGUCUCGAAUCAUUGCUAGCUGGGGUUUGGUUCUGGCCUGUCAUGCCGCGGUACAAAACAAACAAGGCCUCUACGCCGCACGGUUUUUCCUGGGAAUGAUGGAGGCUGGCCUCUUCCCCGGUCUCGCAGCUCAACUCUGCAGUUGGUACCGCAGCGAUGAAAUGGGCAAACCAAUCAUGUGGAUGUUUGGGUUCCAGAACUGCGCGGGCAUUGUGGGCUCGCUGGUCGCGUACGGCAUUUCUUAUAUGAACGGUCUGAGCGGGUUGAGUGCGUGGAGAUGGGUCUACCUUCUUGAAGGCUUGUUCACCGUUCUUUUUGCCGGCGUCGUAUUCCUUGUUCUUCCGGACUAUCCCAAGUCUAAGCGAUCGUCGAAGUGGCUCACGCCGCGAGAGCAAGAAUACCUCGAGCUCCGACUCACGGACAACGCUCCUCGCACUCAUGACGCGGCAUUCAGCAAGAAAGAAGUGUGGGCGUCCCUGAGAGAUUCCCGCACGUAUUCUUUCUGCCUUUCUCAGAUUCUGAUGAAUCUCGGCGGAUACGGCCUGCAAUGGCAGCUGCCCACCGUUACGACGAGUCUGGGUUUUGCCGGCCUGCCCAGGAACCAACUGCUCAACAUCCCCCCCGCCGCCGCAACGGUAUUGUCCAUCAUAUUCGCCGGAUGGUUCCUGAGCAAAGCAUAUUUGACACGGCCGCAAUUCAUCAUGAUCAUCUGUGCCGCCGCUCUGGCUUUUUUCCUCGUCCUGUGCUUCGAUGUGAACCGGUAUGCCACGUACAUCGCUUGCAUAUUCGGGACCACCUUCUAUUCGGUCUAUUUCAUUCCAUUCUGGGCAUGGCGAUCCGCGAGCCUAGUUGGUGGCGUCGUGGGCCCGCAGCUGUUCCAAUCGCGCUUCGCGUACAAUGGAUACAAGACAUCCUUCGGCGUCUGUGCCGGCGCGAUCGGCGCAAGUUGGAUCGCUAAUGUCUGGACCUGGUAUCUUACGCACGACAACGAAGAGGACAUCAAGCGAGUGCGCCGGCUGAGGAUCAAGGCCAACAAUGCCGGCUCGGUCUGGGCUGGUCAAGACGUCAAAUAUUGA